Molecule: messenger RNA, 2053 nt
Organism: Pantherophis guttatus
Lineage: Eukaryota; Metazoa; Chordata; Lepidosauria; Squamata; Colubridae
Gene: RXRG
Product: retinoid X receptor gamma
Biological process (GO): regulation of DNA-templated transcription
Cellular component (GO): nucleus
Molecular function (GO): sequence-specific DNA binding; nuclear steroid receptor activity; zinc ion binding
Source: RefSeq, a predicted model, not a curated record
AGGAGGGAGAGCGGGGAAGGAGGGAGGGAAAAGCAGCUCCAACUGUUUCUAACCAGCCAGCCAGCAGCUGCUGUCGCUGUCUUGUGGUUAACGAAGAUUUGCUUGCACAUAAUUUCUUCUCUACUUGAGGAGGCUGCUCUACCCUGAAAUUGCUGGAAACUGCUGUCUUUGGGUCACGUUUGAUCAUGAGAAGAAAACAUUUUUAAGGAUUUUUGAAGCUGCAGGCACUGUUACUGUUCCAGUGAGGUGAUGGAUUGAAGAUUAAACAUGUAUGGGGAUCAUCCACACUUCAUGAAGUUUCACACAGACUUUGUGAGUUUUCUAAUUCAUCCCAGGUCUGUACCUGGAAAUCUGUCACCAAAUGGGAACUCUGUUAUAAACAGCAAAUCCAACCAGCUGGAAGCAUCUCUUGAUGCAUCAGAAAUUCUGUCCAUCCCCAUGAGCUCCAUAGGGUCUGGCAGUACAACAGGCUGUCCGCUUAGGAGAAUCACGAGCCCUGUUGCGUCCCAUGCUGUUCCUUUGACUUCUCCACCAGACAUGAGUUUUGCUGUGCAUACCAGCCCACAGUCCAGUAUCAUGAACAGCGCUGGAACCUCUGACGAUACCAAGCCUUUGCCAAAUUUCCAACGGAUGGGAGCGAUGAAUUAUUCAUCCCCAAGUCCAGGAUCCCUCACAAAGCAUGUCUGCGCAAUUUGUGGAGACAGAUCGUCAGGGAAGCACUAUGGGGUGUACAGUUGUGAAGGCUGCAAAGGAUUCUUUAAGCGGACAGUAAGAAAGGAUCUUGUCUACACAUGUCGAGAUAAUAAAGACUGUCUGAUCGACAAGCGUCAGCGAAACCGUUGCCAGUAUUGCCGUUAUCAGAAAUGUCUAGCAACAGGCAUGAAAAGAGAAGCGGUUCAAGAAGAGAGGCAGAGAAGCAGAGAGCGGAGUGAGAAUGAAGUGGAAUCUACAAGCAGCAAUGGUGGGAGUCUUGAAGAUAUGCCUGUAGAAAGGAUUCUAGAAGCUGAAAUGGCAGUUGAACCAAAGUCUGAAUCAUAUAGUGAUGUGAGUGCAGAAACUUCGCCAUAUAGGGGUCUUAAUGGAGUGUUACAGUCCAUAUGCAGUAGCUCAAAGACCAAUGAUCCUGUCACCAAUAUUUGCCAUGCAGCUGAUAAACAACUCUUCACAUUGGUUGAAUGGGCCAAGCGGAUUCCGCACUUCUCAGACCUGACAUUAGAAGACCAAGUUAUCCUCCUCCGAGCAGGUUGGAAUGAACUGCUGAUUGCCUCUUUUUCCCAUCGCUCUGUUUCUGUACAGGAUGGUAUCUUACUGGCCACCGGCUUACAUGUGCAUCGGAGCAGUGCACACAGCGCUGGAGUGGGCUCCAUAUUUGACAGAGUUCUUACUGAGUUGGUAUCCAAAAUGAAAGACAUGCAGAUGGAUAAGUCUGAACUGGGGUGUUUGCGAGCCAUUGUCUUGUUCAAUCCAGAUGCCAAAGGCCUGUCCAGUCCUGCAGAGGUAGAAUUGCUACGUGAGAAAGUUUAUGCUACUCUGGAGGCAUACACAAAACAGAAGUAUCCUGAGCAACCUGGAAGAUUUGCUAAACUACUUCUCAGGCUGCCUGCAUUGCGAUCUAUUGGUCUGAAAUGCCUGGAACAUCUCUUCUUCUUCAAGCUAAUAGGUGAUACCCCUAUUGACACCUUUCUUAUGGAGAUGUUAGAGACACCUCUGCAAAUCACCUAAUGAGGACAGAAUGCUAACAAGAAAGCACAAAUGACACCACUGAAGAGGUUUUGUUCCUGAUCUGCCGGCUUUCACCCAUUCCAUUCUCCUGAAUGUCUGUAUGGAAUGACUUUCAGAAAGGAAUAGGAACUCCUAUAAAUGUUUAGCUUUUAAAAAAAUGGAAUGUUGUUCAUAUGCAAACUUUUAAAUAGCAGCUAGGAGGAACAGGGCAUCUUGCAGUUCAUCAAAAAUUAUUUGUAGCUCAUCAAAAAAAAACUUGUAUGAAUGAUUGAGUUUAAAUUAUUUUUUCACUUCCCAAAAGAUGAGAAAUAAAAUAAUAUAUGAGUAAUUA